Molecule: messenger RNA, 737 nt
Organism: Sorghum bicolor (sorghum)
Lineage: Eukaryota; Viridiplantae; Streptophyta; Magnoliopsida; Poales; Poaceae
Product: small ubiquitin-related modifier 1
Exons: 1
Coding region: 147-560 (137 amino acids)
Biological process (GO): protein sumoylation
Cellular component (GO): nucleus
Molecular function (GO): ubiquitin-like protein ligase binding; protein tag activity
Source: RefSeq, a predicted model, not a curated record
AUAUAAGACCACACCCAUUUUCUCCGUCAUCUCUGAUCUCUCACUUUCGAUUUUCUAUCGCUGUGUGGUUCGUUCUCCUAUAACCUCCUCGAACCCCUAUAAGACCUAGAGCAAAGGCGAGAGAGGUGACGGACGAGGGAGGAUCAAUGUCGACGCCGUCGCCGGCCAGCUUAGGGUACGGGGCUGAGGAGGAGGAGGAGGAGGAGAGGGGUAAGGGGGCUGAGGCUGAGGAGGAGAGGGGUGAGGCCACGAAGACGGUGAAGGCCGAGGCGGGCGAGGACGGUGGUAGUGAUGCCCUCAUCAACGUCAAGGUGCAGAGUCAGACCGCGGACGACGUCUUCUUCCGCGUCAAGCGCGACUUGAAGCUGCGGCGGCUCAUGGACAUGUACUGCGGCAAGCACUCGCUCCACCCCAAGGCCGUCCUGUUCCUGGACCCUGUCGGCCGCACCAUCCGGCCCAACCAGACGCCCAACGAGGUCGGCCUCGACGACGGCGACGCGAUCCAUAUCAUGCUCACGCAGGUAGGCGGCGGUGCCCGCGCGAGGCAUACUUCUGCGUGAGAGCCGACUAGCCGAGGCUUUUUCGGGUUUGAUCCGGCACUAGUUUCUUCAGUUAGUUGCGCAUGCAUGUUUGUGUGAUGUUCUUCUCUUAUGAUUAUGAUGACUUUUUUGGAAUCCUAUGCGGUGUUGAUUGCUCAACUGUGAAUUGUCAUCGUGCGGAAAAUUUAUUGAUGAAUU